AUGUUUCUCACUGUUCUCAGUCAGCCACUUUCAAAGGUUUGCGGAUGUUUCUCACUGUUCUCAUCCGUCACUUUCAAAGGUUUGCCGGAUGUUUCUCACUGUUCUCAGUCCGUCACUUUCAAAGGUUUUCCGGAUGUUUCUCACUGUUCUCAGUCAGCCACUUUCAAAGGUUUGCCGGAUGUUUCUCACUGUUCUCAGUCCGUCACUUUCAAAGGUUUGCCGGAUGUUUCUCACUGUUCUCAGUCAGCCACUUUCAAAGGUUUGCCGGAUGUUUCUCACUGUUCUCAGUCAGCCACUUUCAAAGGUUUGCCGGAUGUUUCUCACUGUUCUCAGUCAGCCACUUUCAAAGGUUUGCCGGAUGUUUCUCACUGUUCUCAGUCAGCCACUUUCAAAGGUUUGCCGGAUGUUUCUCACUGUUCUCAGUCAGCCACUUUCAAAGGUUUGCCGGAUGUUUCUCACUGUUCUCAGUCCGUCACUUUCAAAGGUUUGCCGGAUGUUUCUCACUGUUCUCAGUCCGUCACUUUCAAAGGUUUGCCGGAUGUUUCUCACUGUUCUCAGUCAGCCACUUUCAAAGGUUUGCCGGAUGUUUCUCACUGUUCUCAGUCCGUCACUUUCAAAGGUUUUCCGGAUGUUUCUCACUGUUCUCAGUCAGCCACUUUCAAAGGUUUGCCGGAUGUUUCUCACUGUUCUCAGUCAGCCACUUUCAAAGGUUUGCCGGAUGUUUCUCACUGUUCUCAGUCCGUCACUUUCAAAGGUUUGCCGGAUGUUUCUCACUGUUCUCAGUCAGCCACUUUCAAAGGUUUGCCGGAUGUUUCUCACUGUUCUCAGUCCGUCACUUUCAAAGGUUUUCCGGAUGUUUCUCACUGUUCUCAGUCAGCCACUUUCAAAGGUUUGCCGGAUGUUUCUCACUGUUCUCAGUCAGCCACUUUCAAAGGUUUGCCGGAUGUUUCUCACUGUUCUCAGUCCGUCACUUUCAAAGGUUUGCCGGAUGUUUCUCACUGUUCUCAGUCAGCCACUUUCAAAGGUUUGCCGGAUGUUUCUCACUGUUCUCAGUCCGUCACUUUCAAAGGUUUGCCGGAUGUUUCUCACUGUUCUCAGUCAGCCACUUUCAAAGGUUUGCCGGAUGUUUCUCACUGUUCUCAGUCCGUCACUUUCAAAGGUUUUCCGGAUGUUUCUCACUGUUCUCAGUCCGUCACUUUCAAAGGUUUGCCGGAUGUUUCUCACUGUUCUCAGUCCGUCACUUUCAAAGUUUCACUUGAAGCUCAGCAGUGGAAAUAUUUUUUUCCUGUAAAUGAAUCUAUCAAACCCGCUUAA
Molecule: messenger RNA, 1314 nt
Organism: Acanthosepion pharaonis
Lineage: Eukaryota; Metazoa; Mollusca; Cephalopoda; Sepiida; Sepiidae
Source: the annotation of a GenBank genome assembly